CGGCUAUCUCAGCCUUAUAUGUUCAACCUACCGGCUAUCUGCACAUCUUCUCAUACCAACUCUUGCUUCUAUUUCAGACCUCUUGUUUUAUCCCUAGCCGACUGUUGAAGAGUGAGCAUGGUUCGGCCUGUGACGGAUGAUGAUAUCGGCCUAAAGGUGCUCCGCGAGGCACCAGCAGACACAACCCAGGCCAUUGACAUCGUUGCGAUCCAUGGCAUCGGGGCGCACCCAGAUGACAGCUGGUGCAAGAAUGUCGGCACUGCGGAGAACCCACAGUGGGUCAAUUGGCUCAACGAGGAAGCUAUGCUGCCAACCGUAGCACCAUAUGCGCGCAUCAUGCGAUACGGAUACCAGUCUCAGUGGUUUGGGGAAGGUGCGAUGCGACAAAAGGCAUCGACGGUGGCACGGCGGCUGCUGCUGGCACUACAACGGAAGAGAAAGGAAUGUCUAUUCCGCCCAUUGAUCUUUGUGGCGCACUGCUUCGGCGGGCUGGUUGUGCUGAAGGCACUCCUAGAAGCGCAGCAGGACGAAAACGGGUGGCCUGGUGUGUUCGUGUCGACUACCGGUUUAAUCUUCUUUGGUACUCCUUUUAGAGGCGCGGAAGGGAUGACUCAGAUGGAGAUGCUGGAGGCAGCGCGGAUGGAAUACCGGGAUGACGAGGUACAGCCAGAGGUCCUGAAAAUACUUGAGCCAGGCAAUGAGUUUCUUCAAGAGGUGGUCGACCAGUUUGGGAAGACGCGGAGGCUGGCAAAUAUGGCCCAGGUUGCAUGCUUCUACGAGCUUAAGUCAAGCAAUGUGGGGAAGAUUGUAGGAAAGCAGGACCGAACACGAGUUGUAGUGAGCGAAAGCUCUGGCUGCCUUGACCUGUCUGAUGCGACGAGAAAGUUCUCCCUCUCACGGUCACAUUUUAAUAUGAACAAGUUUAGAAAGCCUACGGAGGAAGACUUCGAGACGGUGGCAGAUGUUGUCAAGGAUAUGAUUGUGGUAUCCCAUAAACUCGUACUAGCUCGGUCUCAAUAUGACGGGAAGUACAAGAUUGAGCUCAGUCUCCGAGGUGUGCCCGUAGUGAGCCGAUUCGUCCAUCGAGACGCAGAAAUGAAGGAGCUUGAGCAACUCCUUCUUGAAACUUCACCCACGGCGAGUCGUCGAAACAUCGUCGUUGUCUAUGGCCUUGGUGGCAUAGGCAAGACGCAGCUAGCGGUCGAGUUCGCGCGGAAGCAUCAAUGCAGAUUCAGCAGCAUUUUCUGGCUGGACGGGUCCUCAGAAGCCAGUCUAAAGCAGUCGUUUGUACAACUGGUGCAAAAGCUGCCGCGGGACCAGCUCACGGCAGAUAUUGUAGAGAUGCUGGAUCAUUCCGUUCUCGAUAUCGAUGUGGUGGUACGCGAGUGUCUCCAGUGGCUAUCCGUCCCAUCAAACCAUGAAUGGCUGUUAAUAUUCGACAACGUUGACCGCGACCCCUACGAUAAAGACGACUCGCAAGCAUAUAAUGUGAAAAGCUAUUUUCCUCAUGCAGAUCACGGGUCGAUUCUUAUAACAAGUAGGCUAGCAAGCCUUCUGCAACACGGGGCAGGAGUCAAGGUUGGGACAGUCGCAGCAGAACAAGCACGUGCCAUUCUAGAGAACAAUGCUGGAAGGGGAAUUGAGGGUGAGUCUGCGAUUAAGCUUAGGAACUAA
This is a messenger RNA of Lindgomyces ingoldianus, 1674 nucleotides long. RefSeq lists its product as uncharacterized. The transcript is spliced from 7 exons. Bases 118 to 1674 code for a protein of 518 amino acids. NCBI's taxonomy places the organism in Eukaryota, Fungi, Ascomycota, Dothideomycetes, Pleosporales, Lindgomycetaceae. The record is from RefSeq and is a predicted model, not a curated record.